This is a messenger RNA of Podarcis lilfordi (Lilford's wall lizard), 342 nucleotides long. The record is from the annotation of a GenBank genome assembly. NCBI's taxonomy places the organism in Eukaryota, Metazoa, Chordata, Lepidosauria, Squamata, Lacertidae.
AUGCUCAAGGAAUUUGGAAGCGUACAGGGAGCUUUUGCCUUAUAUGCCAAUUUACUGAAGAAACAGAAUUCUGGGGGGGAGUUAUGCAGCUUCUGUCACAAUAACAGGCUGAUGUCACCACGCAACAAUGGAGUUUCCCGCAUUAGGGGAACCCCACACUGGCAUAAUACGGACACGUACGUUUUUAUCUUUCACUAUGGAUUACUUUUGAGGAGAGGCAGAACUCUUGUAAAGGAAAGCAGCCCAGACAGACACAGGCUUCGACAUUCUAGAAUCAGCACAGCAAGAUUGAGCACUAUGCCAAUCUGUCAACAAUGGGAGAAGGCAAGAACAUUCCUGUGA